AUAAAUAGACAUACACCUCUCUUUCCCGGAAAAUACAGACAAUUUUCUUUUUCCUUUACAAUGUUGGGAAAGAAGUGAGACCCCUUUUGUAUUUCUUUCCUUUCCAUUCUCCCUAGCAAUGAUGAUGGUGGUGAAGAAGAAGAAGCAUUAUUUUCGUUGCUGUGAAUGGAAGUGGAUUGUGCUUUGCCAGCUACUCCUAGCUAAUGCUGUUUGCGCCAGCCACCAUGGGAACCCUGCAAAUGAUCUUGUUGAUAUCAUCAAUAAGAACCGAACAGCCCAGAAACUCCCCGAGCUGAACGACAGCCCCGGCCUUGGCUGCAUGGCUCUGCAGUAUGUUGAAUUAUGCAAGGAUAACUGCACUAGCAAUGGUGUUGUGAAUUGCAAACCACCUGAAGAUGACUUUACUGAGGUUUUUGGUCCGAACUGUGGUGUAGAGCUGCCCACUUUUGGCACCAUAACUGGCCAUGUCGUAGGUUGUCAAGCUAAGUACCUUGAGCCAUCACUAGCCUUUUCCCAUGUUCUUGUCAAUGACAGUAAAGCUUUAUCCCUGAUUAGAAAUAAAUCACAUACAGAAGUGGGAGUAGGCUUGGUUGGGGCUCGUAAAGGUUCCUUCUUUUGGUGUAUUUUAUUUAGUGAUGGCCAGACAAAUUCCACUUUUGUUCUUGAAGAUAACGGCGAAGGGAUCAAGCAAAAGACAGGGUGCUUUAGUGGGAGCACUUUUCCAUGCAGUGGCGGACAUAGGAUCCCUGUGUUUCUCAACAAUUUUAUGACCAUGGUUCUUCUAAAUAUUUUUCUGCUACAACACUUGUAUCAAACUUGGUUUGUAAUGAUGUGAAUGAUUUGCUGAGACAGUUAUGCUUGGAAAUUUUGUUAUAUAGGUGGGAGGACAUUAUUUUUGGUUGUCGAA
Populus trichocarpa (black cottonwood) is the source of this 907-nucleotide messenger RNA. RefSeq lists its product as uncharacterized. The transcript has 2 exons. Lineage: Eukaryota; Viridiplantae; Streptophyta; Magnoliopsida; Malpighiales; Salicaceae. Bases 119 to 835 code for a protein of 238 amino acids. The record is from RefSeq and is a predicted model, not a curated record.